This is a messenger RNA of Gavia stellata (red-throated loon), 652 nucleotides long. RefSeq names its product chromosome 2 C6orf120 homolog (gene C2H6orf120). The record is from RefSeq and is a predicted model, not a curated record. NCBI's taxonomy places the organism in Eukaryota, Metazoa, Chordata, Aves, Gaviiformes, Gaviidae. The transcript is spliced from 2 exons. The coding region runs from base 77 to 634 and encodes 185 amino acids.
UCCAGGGCCAGAACGCUUUCGUUUGUCCCGAGGUAGUGCACAGGACACAGGAGGAGUCUGAAUAGAACUUAAGACCAUGGCAGCACGCUGGAGAAGAAUCCUGGUAACAUUUGUGGCAGCUCAAGUACUAUUUGUGGUAAAUACCUUUGAGGAAGAGGAUGUACCUGAAGAGUGGAUUCUUCUUCACGUUGUUCAAGGUCAGAUUGGAGCAGGAAAUUACAGCUAUUUGAGACUAAAUCAUGAGGGAAAGAUAGUACUUCAGAUGCGGAGUUUAAAAGGUGACGCAGACUUGUAUGUAUCCGAUAUGACGCUUCACCCCAGCUUUGACGAAUAUGAGUUACAGUCUGUGACCUGCGGCCAAGAUGUUGUCCACGUACCCGCGCACUUCCGCCGUCCAGUGGGAAUAGGAAUUUAUGGUCAUCCCUCUCACCUGGAGAGCGAGUUUGAAAUGAAAGUAUACUACGAUCGAACAGUUGUACAGUAUCCGUUUGGCGAGGCUUCUUACAACCCCGAGGAGAUGGAGGCAAACCAGAAAUACUCACAGUCUACGGAGGAUGAAUCUCAGGAUGAGGAAUCUGUUUUCUGGACUAUACUUAUUGGAAUCUUGAAAUUAAUACUUGAAAUUCUUUUUUAAAUUGAUACACACUGGACU